This is a messenger RNA of Salarias fasciatus (jewelled blenny), 1482 nucleotides long. RefSeq names its product phytanoyl-CoA 2-hydroxylase (gene phyh). Gene Ontology annotation, biological process: fatty acid alpha-oxidation. NCBI's taxonomy places the organism in Eukaryota, Metazoa, Chordata, Actinopteri, Blenniiformes, Blenniidae. The transcript has 9 exons. Gene Ontology annotation, molecular function: phytanoyl-CoA dioxygenase activity. Bases 54 to 1052 code for a protein of 332 amino acids. The record is from RefSeq and is a predicted model, not a curated record.
AAGCCGGAGCGCUCUUCUCCGGGGAUCCACAGCCUCAACCAGCCGCUGCCGACAUGUCUCAGGCUGCGGAGAGACUCCGACUCAUCGCCGGUCACCUCGACCGGCAGGCCGCCGCCAUUAGAGCGUCGCCUACAUCAGCUCAAGCACUGAUCUCCAGUCCAUCGCCGCGUCUCAGGUAUUCUUUGGACAAUGACCUGUUGACCCCGGAGCAGAGACUCUUCUAUGAGGAAAAUGGUUUCCUUCUCAUCAAGAAUCUGGUGUCUGAAGAGGACAUCAACAGAUUCAGGAAGGAGUUUGAGCGAAUCUGUCGACAGGAGGUGAAAGUUCCCGGACUGGUGGUGAUGAGAGACGUGGCCAUCGCCAAGUCCGAGUUCGUCGCAGAUCAGAAGGCCGUCUCCAAAAUCCAGGACUACCAGGAGGAUCCCGAGCUGUUCCGGUACUGCAGUUUACCCCAGAUCCUGAAGUACGUGUCGUGUUUCACUGGACCGAACAUCAUGGCCAUGCACACCAUGCUGAUCAACAAACCCCCCGAUGCAGGUAAGAAGACGUCUCGCCACCCGAUGCAUCAGGACCUGCAUUACUUCCCGUUCCGGCCGUGCGACCGCAUCGUCUGCUCCUGGACGGCCAUGGAGAGGGUGAACCGGCAGAACGGCUGCCUGGUGGUCCUGCCGGGGACGCACAAGGGCUCGCUGCUGGAGCACGACUAUCCGGAGUGGGAGGGUGGCGUGAACAAGAUGUACCACGGGGUGCGAGACUACGACCAGGAGCAUCCCAGGGUGCACCUGGAGAUGGAAACGGGCGACACGGUCUUUUUCCACCCGCUGCUCAUCCACGGCUCGGGCAUGAACCAGACGGACGGCUUCCGCAAGGCCAUCUCCUGCCACUACGCCAGCAGCGACUGCUACUACAUCGACGUUCAAGGAACCACGCAGGAGAACAUCUCCAAGGAGGUGAUCGAUAUCGCGCAGAGGAGGUUCGGCACCGAGGUCUCCUUCCAGGACUCGUGGGCCUUCAGAGGUCGUCUGGUGCAGGGAGAGCGGAUUUCAAUGUGAGGACGCUUCAAAGGGGAAGAAAAAUAAGAUCUUAAUAUUUGUAGUUUUUCUAACAUAUGGUGCCUAAUUUCCCUCGAGUUUGUUCAGUCACUGUACUUUAAUCCCAGGACGACACAUAAUGUGCAAAUACAAAGAGCAUCAGCAUUGCCUUAAAGCACAGCUUAAAUCGUGAAGUGUGGAUAAAACUGGUUAGACUACUUCAAAAAUGUGAUAUAUGUUGAUCAUGUUGAGACUGAGAGGUGGGAUGAAACAAGGUACUUUUAGAUAAAAUAUGCAAAUAUAGUACUUAUGAGCCAGCAGUCGGCCUUUCUUGUGCCUUUAAUGUGAUUUUUAGUGUUUUUUGCAAUGAAAUAUGGGAUUUGUUACCCAAAAUCGUACUAUGACAAAUGUAAUGUACAGCAGAGAUUAUUAAUAAACUAAACAGAGUCUG